This is a messenger RNA of Bolinopsis microptera, 3538 nucleotides long. Its product is annotated as serine/threonine-protein kinase 32A-like. The coding region runs from base 823 to 2904 and encodes 693 amino acids. Gene Ontology annotation, biological process: peptidyl-serine phosphorylation. Gene Ontology annotation, molecular function: protein serine/threonine kinase activity; ATP binding. The transcript is spliced from 17 exons. The record is from RefSeq and is a predicted model, not a curated record. NCBI's taxonomy places the organism in Eukaryota, Metazoa, Ctenophora, Tentaculata, Lobata, Bolinopsidae.
AACGAUUAUCUCUGGUUUCAUCCUUAUGUGGCAAAGAAGCGUUUUAUAAAUCUUUAUUCCACUGUGAAGUUUGGUAACAUUUUAAAAUAGGAUAAUUUAAUUGAUAAAUUUUUUGAGUAUUUGAUAAAAAAUUGAUGUUGGUGGGGAAACAUGUAUUAUAUAUUUUUUCACAUAGUGCGAUGAUAUUUUGUAGACAUGUGUGAUGAUGUGGUGUCGUAAUUUUUACUUUACUCUACCUUACUUCAGGUUCACAUAUUCUACCUUCUGCACAGAAGGUUCAGGGUUUGAACCCCAGUGUCACAAAGUCUAGGGAGUAGCUAAGGGUCCAUUGUAUUGGAUCUAUGUGAUCUCCUCGGUCGACUCAGUCGAAUGAUAGGAAACUUAAUUGAGGGUUAAAUGAGGAGGGGUACCUGUUAAAAGUUCUAGAAACUUCCUAGGAUACCCCUUCAGUGCAUACUGUAAACAUAGUACUAUUAACUAUUAUUAACUAUUAUUAACUAUUAUUAACUAUUAAUGUAUCCUCUUUCUGCAAAUAGCUUGAAUAUUCUUUUCUGCAACUACCACAAUAGACUGGGUUAUAAUAGCACAAUUGAACCUAAUGAUUUAAGUGGGCAGGGGGUCUUCAUGGAAAUUUUCUGCCGGUCAAAGGUCAGCAUGUGUUAGAAGGCCAGGAAACUUAAAAUGUAAAUAUGUGAAAAUACACUAAAAUCCUGUAAAACUUAUGAUUUUAUUGUGUUUUUAUUAUGAAUUUUAUGCACAUGAAAAUGAUCACUCCCACUAUCAUAUUUCUCAUUCACAUAACUCAGAUGUUUGAUAAGUGGAAUGGUUAUUGCUAACAAUCUGAGAGAGUCAAAUGAUGUACAUGAGAAGCGUGACAUAGAACUACGGAUAUUGAGUGCUGCUCGAGCUGGUGACUUUGCACUUGAAAGAGUACUUGGUAACGGAGAUAAUGGUGUCGUUGUUUCGGCUAAGUGCACUCGCCGAGGAUUACCCUUUUCAAAUAAACUGUAUGCUGUGAAAAUUUUGUUUAAUGAUAACGCUUUGCGCACACGAGAUAUCCGGGAUGCUUUUGAAAAUGAAUGGGAAAUCCUCUCAAGAAUAAGAACACACCCACACAUAAUACGAUAUUGGUCCCAGUUUGUAGAUGUUGUACCUGAAGUCAUUGCCAGACAGUGCAAACAUCCAACUCCUAACAUGCAAUCACAGUACUCAUCGCAGUUCGUGAUAAUGGAUUUCCAUCACAACAACUUUGGAGGGAAGCGUGCCACUUUGCCCACCCCGUUACCUGUAAAUACGGGAAUGAAGUAUUGUGUACAGUUAGCUGAUGGACUUGUCUUCUUAAAAUCACAGGGUGUGCUUCACCUGGACCUGAAACCAGACAACAUCCUUCUCUCUGACACAGAUAACAUUAUCAUCUGUGACUUUGGGUGCGCGCUGCAGUUUGACACAGAGUCCAUGAGGAAGACUUUAAUGAGAGGAGAACCUCCCGGUGGGAACCCGGCUCAUCUCUCACCAGAGGUUCUCAACGAAUUCUUCAGAGCACAAAGGGGAGGACCUAGCGCGGAAGCAGCAACUGUGAGCUACUUCCGACAGACAGAGUGGGCGUACGCCUGCAUGGUCCACGAGAUGAUACGCAACGUUCACCCCUUCCCUGAAUACCCAGUCAGGUACGGCCGUCCUAUCCAGUAUUAUGACAGACAGAUCCCCUCUCUCCCCACCAGCUAUCCACAAGAGUUCCAGUUUAUAGUUCGACAACUGCUGAGUUACGAGCCAACCACCAGACCCAGCAUUAAGGAGGCUUUUAACAUCCUUACCUCCUGUCAUCAAGGAGAAGAGUACAACGUCCAAGAGCUUCAGAACAAGAUAUCCAUGUUGACAGACAGGUGCCAGUCUGCCGAGCGCGAACGCAAGGAGGCGCGCCGUGAACGGGACGAAACUGUCAAACAACUCCAAGAGCUGAUUGCGGAGCUGAAGACAAUGCGUGGAGAACGUGAACAGGUCAAUACCUCUCUGGCACGUUUAAAGAGAGAGAAUGACCUUGCCAACAAGAAUGUGUCCCAACUCAGACUUGAACAAGAGAGGGACAGAAGAGAGCUGACGGCACUGCGCAGGGAGCGGGACGUUGCGCAGACGAUGAUAAAUCAGCUCCGCGCAUCACGUGACAGUCCCACAUUGUUUGUGGGUAAUCAGUCUGCAGUUGUGAACAAAUGGACGUCUAAAGAGGGAGGAGCGGGGCCUCCGGAUAAACCAGGUUUAGGUAAAUCCAACACAGCAGUCCCUGGUAGAAGAGGGGAACCGGAGCAAAGUGCCACUACUCCCAGGAAAAACAAAACCGCUGCUGGUGGCACGGGCGGUCAGGAGUCAGGUUACGUGUCCGCUAAUUUCGGGGUAGUUUCCCCCAGCACGCCCAACACUGGAGGAAGAUCCAGGAGAAGAUGGGGUAAAGCUCAGGUUCCUGGAAACCUAUCGAGUAAUGCUGGCACUGCAGACGAGGAGUUACCAUCAGAUUCAAUAUUCCAGCAACCUCCAUCUCCUAAACUAAAGAGAGAUGCUCUCUUCCCUAACGUUGGAGAGGGACCACCUCAACCUCCCUUAUCUGGCGGAUCAGGAAGCGGACUUCCUCCAACCACUCCAAGACGGUCUUCUAACGCGAUUGUGAAAUGUCGCAGGUGUAGCGAGCAGUACAAGGAGAGCGAGAACCAUGUUGGAGCCUGUAGGUGGCAUCCUGGAAAAGUUACCGUUAUUGACUGGGGCUGGAUGAAGGUAAACGUAUGGGACUGCUGUAACGAGACUGAAGGAGCGGGAGUGUCAGGGUGUAGAGGACGUGCGCACAUGGCAGCAAUAGAAGGACGAGGUGGAGGUGCACCUAACACUGGAACUAAAACACUUGCUGUGCACACUUGAUGUGCACACACUGUGCACAUUGUCCGCACUUGAUGUGUUAUGUGGAAUGUACUCUGAAUACAUUUAGCGAUUACUUAUUGUGUUAACUUAUUGAUGUUUGGAUAAAGAGAUGAUUGUUGAAGUAAGAGGCGACUGUAGGGAGUGUAGUGUGAGUAGAUUAGGAUAUCUGGUUUUAGGGGGUUUAGGGGCCGGGCCCCUGACCACUAUAAAGGCCAUAUGGUUUAGAAAUAGAUUAGAAAAAUUAGUUUUAGCGAAGUUUUCUUUCAGCGUUGGUUAGCAAUUAUGGUAAUUGAAACUUCUAAAAGUUGUUGUUAAUCGUGUUUUUAGUAGUUCACAGUUUUUAUGGAUAUUGCUUGAUGUUUAGCCUCUGAAAAUCAACCUUUUAGUGAUUUUCUGUCUGUGGAAACUGGAAUGUCUUAAUUUUAAAGCCUAACCAGUCGCCUCUGGUUGAAUGUAUUUAUAAAUAUUUAACGAUUGGAAUUUUACUUACCUUAAUAGUUCCAUUUGUAAAAUAAUGACUCAGAAUCACAAAUCAAGUUGGAGUUAAAAAUUGGCUAUCUAAAAUUAUGUUUUUGUUCAUUUGACUCAGUUUAUUUUUUGUAAAAACUUUUAUACAUGUUUAUUAACGUGAUCG